Molecule: messenger RNA, 1047 nt
Organism: Rosa rugosa (rugosa rose)
Lineage: Eukaryota; Viridiplantae; Streptophyta; Magnoliopsida; Rosales; Rosaceae
Exons: 2
Coding region: 143-589 (148 amino acids)
Source: RefSeq, a predicted model, not a curated record
GGAUCUUUACUACGUCAAGGGAUUUAAGUGCCCAUCUACAGAGCACAUUCACGAGAUCUGCCUCCAGCUGAACCAGUAUGGACAUGUUGAGGGUAAGAACAUUUACUUUUGGUUCCAGAACGUCAGGGCUCGAGAGAAGCAGAUGAAUAGGUGUAAUCAGGCUGCUCCAGUGCCCAUGGGAACUAGUUCUCUUGGUACUGGUGGAUCCAUCGAUCUCAAUUUUGGGUCCACUGGUUCUACUGGUGCUGGUGGAUCCAUCGACAUCAAUUUUGGGCCAGCUGGUGGAUCCAUCGACAUCAAUUUUGGGUCCACUAGUUCUACUGAUGAUGGUAGAUCCAUUGAUCUCAACUUUGGUUCCACCUAUUCUACUGGAGGACAAACAUCCCUACAACAACGAGGAGGAGAUCACCAGGAGGUUCAAACUCUUCCUCUGUUCCCCGUGCACGGCGAGGACGUCUUUGGUAACCUGAAGACUACUUCCGAGGAAGGUAGCGCAUUUGGUUACUAUUCUGGUGGCUCAGGCGGUUACCACAGUGGCUCAAACGUUUCUCUUGAGCUCAGCCUCAACCCAUCCGGAGCUGCUGACUAGGCUUAGUAUAGAAUAGUCCUCGUUUCCCUUUUUGUAAUAUAAAAUCAAUAAGAUUGUGUGCAUGUUUUCUUUUCUUUUUGUUUAACCAACAACAACACCAAGGAUCGAACCUUGGUCACUCAAUACUCUUUUCAAAACCAUCGAGAACUCUGCUGCACACAUCUUUCAUAAUGAUGCAAUAAAAACAAUCACUCAAAACCUAGCAAUCAAUUAAGUCACACAGAGGUCAAGCUAGUAUCCUCUGAGUCAAACCAAACACAAUAAUUUCGUCGCUAGAAUUAGGGAUUAAUAAAGCUAAACACUUCCUGAGUUAGUUAGGAAAAACCCACAUCUUUAGAGUUACACUUACAACUCUAAAAAAAAAUCUCGAUCAUUCCAUCUAUCAAUUGCUUCAACAAGCAAUAUGUACCAUCUUAGCAUCCACUAAUCGAUACUAGUACAACACUCAGUAUCUCACC